Molecule: messenger RNA, 1144 nt
Organism: Exophiala xenobiotica
Lineage: Eukaryota; Fungi; Ascomycota; Eurotiomycetes; Chaetothyriales; Herpotrichiellaceae
Exons: 1
Coding region: 136-567 (143 amino acids)
Source: RefSeq, a predicted model, not a curated record
UUCGUCUGGCUAAUGCAUUCGUCUACCACACCGACGGCAGCCAACAGACAACGUUGAUAAAGAAUCAUCUGGCCCUGUCAGGCUGUCAAGAUCAACCUCUCGAUUUGAAGGACUCUGAGCGUCUGAGCCUGCUGGAUGAGCGACGAAAGUGCGGCUGCCCGUCCCCUUCGAAAACAAAACAGGCUUGCGAAAGAUAACGCACCCACAAGCAAGAGUUCGGCCGACGCCUGCUUGCAAUUGCCAGCUGCACUGGAAGAUUUGGAGUGGCAAGAUCACGAUCGUCCAGAAGAUUUCCUCAGUAGGGGACGACGAUCCAGGCCACUCAACGCACGACGGUCUCAACCGCUAUUUCGUGUCUAUUUGUCCGCUGGCCAGGCCGCCGUAGAGCAUGAGUGGCAAAUUCAACGACUCAAUCCAUAUACGACUGUGUCCAGGCUUUGCAUUCUCGGGUUCUCCCAUACGCGGCCCUGCGGUACUUGCUUCAACUGCAGCAGGAACAGUGUCGGAUGGAUCUUGAACCUGCCAGCAUUGCACUUCUCCGCUGCUCGAAGAGGCAAGUGUUGUUAGGCGAUGUUCGUGCAAAUUGCACUUCGACAUGGCGCUUUUUGUCGCGGCCCACCUGAGACAAAUUCUUGCGUCUCGUCCUAGCAAUGUAUAGCGCAUUCUGCUCGAGCGGAGCCAUGCUUGCUCAAAUGACAUCAAGCGAUCCAGACGUCCAGUCAGCCAUACCAUCGCUGGGCGACGUUUUGGAGCCAUAUCUCACUGACUCCUAGUUUCGGAUCAACGAUGGAGUCGUGAUUGACACCCUUCAUGAUCUUGGCGUGGUAGCUGACGGCCGAUUGAGCGAUAGCACUAGCCCAACAGUCAUCGAAGUGUUUUGCUCCACUGGCGCCAGACAUGAUGUCCUUUUCGGAAUGCAGGACGUCGAUUUGCAGCUUUUCAGAGUCGACAGUGUCAUGGCCGGAGCGUUUCUCCUGCUUGGCAAUGGCUUUAGCAAUAGUCCGAUAGUCAAGCCAGUCCUUUCCUUCUACGAUGCCCAGGUCCUUGGUGGCAGUUAUUGGAUUAAUGUGCUUUCGUAGAAACAAAAGGGCAUCUUCGGAGGAACCCUGUAUGUUCUCGGCGAACAUGUAUUUAGGGGCCAAAU